Messenger RNA from Dujonia railenensis, 402 nucleotides. Lineage: Eukaryota; Fungi; Ascomycota; Pichiomycetes; Serinales; Debaryomycetaceae. The record is from the annotation of a GenBank genome assembly.
AUGCACGGAAUUGUUCCUACACUCUUUCUUUCGCCACUAAGAGUACCUACCACGCCUAAAAUGCUCCGGUUCAACCCCAGACCCCUUCUCCGUUUACCUGCAACAAGACUAUACAGUGUGAAACUUGGGGAAGUCACUCCCGGCCCUCCAAGGCUUCCACAGGAAGAGCAAGAGGAAUUCGAGAGAUUGCAGAAGAUUGCGACAUCUCAGGCUGCUAUCGAUGAGUUCAACAGCAACUUACAGAACAAGGAAACCAUCGGUGUGACCUCGCCAGCUGCAUUCAAGACGAUACCAGAAUUUGAGGGCGACACCAACCCGGUGACGGGCGAAGUUGGUGGACCCAAGCAGGAUCCAUUGAGAUUCAACGACUGGUCUUUCAAUGGUAGAGUGACCGAUUUCUAG